Messenger RNA from Colletotrichum abscissum, 942 nucleotides. RefSeq names its product quinone oxidoreductase. Gene Ontology annotation, molecular function: oxidoreductase activity. The transcript has a single exon. The coding region runs from base 1 to 942 and encodes 313 amino acids. Gene Ontology annotation, cellular component: mitochondrion. Lineage: Eukaryota; Fungi; Ascomycota; Sordariomycetes; Glomerellales; Glomerellaceae. The record is from RefSeq and is a predicted model, not a curated record.
AUGCACGCAGCCCUCGUCAACACCUGGGGCUCACCCCCGACCUACACAACCGUCCCGGACCUCCCAGAACCAUCCCCAACACAAAUCCGCCUCCGCGUCCUCGCAACAGGCGUCCACCGCCUCGUUCUCUCCCGCGCCUCGGGCAAACACUACACCGCUUCCACACUCCCUCACCUCCCCGGUGCAGACGGCGUAGGCGAGGACCCGACCACCGGUCAACGCUACUUCUUCGCCGCCCUCGCGACAGGCAGCUUUGCGGAAUUCGUCAACGUUGACCGAGCCGCUGUAUCACCGCUCCCAGAGGGCGCGGACGCUGCUGUCGUCGCUGCUUACAUGAAUCCCGUCAUGAGUAGCUGGAUGGCGCUGUCUGCGCGCGCGGCACCGCAGCAGAAAGGCUUCUCUGUCGCGAUCUUGGGUGUGACAAGUGCUAGCGGGCGCGUGGCUGUUGAUGUUGCUCGUGCCAAGGGUGCCGGUCGGAUUGUCGGUAUCGCGAGGAAUGCUACUGCCAUGGAGGAGAUCCCGAUCGACGAGCGCAUCAUUCUCAAUGGCGAGGAGACGGACUGGUCAAAGCUGGGCGAAGUGGAUGUUGUACUGGAUUACGUCUAUGGAAGCCCUGUGGUGGAACUGCUCAAGGCCUUGCCCAAGUCGGAGAGGGAGGUGCAGUAUGUACACAUUGGCUCCGUGUCUGGUGAUGGGGAUAUUACUCUCCCUGGAGCCAUCUUGCGAGGGAAGAGGGUCGCGCUCCGUGGUGCUGGACCGGGCAGCUGGCUCAUGAGGGAGUAUGCGAGCGAGCUUGGUGGAAUGGUUGGUGUGACCGCUGCUUUGAAGGGCAAGGAAGUCAGGGUGAUUGCAAUGAAGGAUAUUGAGAAGGGAUGGAGCGAGGCGGGACUAGGCAAGACGCGUGUUGUUUUCGUGAGCGAUGAUCUUGUGAAGUCGUCUUGA